Molecule: messenger RNA, 549 nt
Organism: Trichomonas vaginalis G3
Lineage: Eukaryota; Parabasalia; Trichomonadida; Trichomonadidae
Product: RNA polymerase II transcription regulator recruiting protein
Exons: 1
Coding region: 1-549 (182 amino acids)
Source: RefSeq, a predicted model, not a curated record
AUGCCAAUAUAUCAGAGGUUCACACCAAGCGAAGAUAAAAAAUUAUUCAACCUUGUCAAUACAUAUGGGGAGCAGAAUUGGAAAGUUAUUGCUGAGAAGAUGAAUAGAACUAUUCGCCAAGUUAAAGAGAGAUACACGUUGUUUCUCUCUCCAAAAAUCAAUUCGAACAUUUGGACAGAUGAGAAAGAUGAACUGUUGAUGAAACUUGCAGAAAAACAUUACCCUCAUUGGAUGAUUAUUUCUUCUUAUUUUGAUGGCAGAAAUGACAUUCAAAUCAAAAAUAGAUACAAGAAGCUUAUUAAAAGGAAGAAUAGAAUCCAAAAGCAAGAGGCGAUUAAUACAUUUGAAGCAAAAAUCUCAGUUGUACCAGAAGAAAUCUUUGCGGCUGAGUUUAGCUAUCCUGACUAUAAUAAUGUAGUUAUUAAUGGCCAAAAGAAACAUGUUUAUUCCGGUUUAGAUUGGAAUAUUACGGAUGAUGAAAUUUAUGGUUAUUUCUUCGACUGUAAUAUUUUCGACUGUGUUGACUUUUGGGACAAAGUUUCUGAUUAA